This is a messenger RNA of Lactuca virosa, 1530 nucleotides long. The record is from the annotation of a GenBank genome assembly. NCBI's taxonomy places the organism in Eukaryota, Viridiplantae, Streptophyta, Magnoliopsida, Asterales, Asteraceae.
AUGAAUAUCGGCAGUAAAAUAUACCUAAAAGACAUUGAACAUAUCACUGAUGAUUCACAUCUCAAAGUACGGGUGUUAAAGAUUUGGAAUUUUAUAAAAAAUAACCAAGUUUUAUCAAUUGAAAUGAUCAUCAUGGACGAGGAGGCUACCAAAUACCAAUCACGUGUGUUCAGCCAAAAUUUUUCCAGAUUUCGUGACCUUAUAAAGGAAGGUGAAAGUUAUAUCAUUUUAAAACCAAACAUGGCGGCUGUUAAAAAUGGUUUUAGUGUUACCGGUCAGAGACAGACAAUAACUUUGGAUUGUAAAAGUAUUGUAAAAAAAUGUGAUGAUUUUUCGGGUCCAGUUAAUGGUUUUGUGUUUGCUGAUUUUAACUCUAUCAUCGAACAGAAAUGCACAAGAGACUCAUUCUUUGAUGUUAUUGGGCAAAUUGUCUCAUUUAGGUCUCUUGAGACAACCAAUCCUAACCCAUCAAGACGUUACAUAAAGAUGACUAUUACCAACUUACAGUCUGUACACCUCAAUGUCACUAUAUUUGGAAGAAUUGGUCAAGCUCAAAGUCACUUCGAUGUAACGAAGAUGUUCAUUAAUUCUGACAUCGUGGAAAUUAAUCACUUUAAGAAAGAGUUGAAAGCAGAUAACAAUGGUGGUAUGUUGGAAAAAAGCAUAACUACACUUCCAAGCUACUCUUCUUCUUAUAUGGAUGAUUUCAAAGGGAAUUUCCCUUUAAAAACUGUUUGUGAAAUCACAGAACCACUAAAGGAAAUGAAAUUUCUAUUAGUUGGUUCAAUUGUGAAUAUAAGACAAAAUCUACCUUGGUAUUACGAAGCGUGUUACAAAUGUGGAAGCAGGGUAAACAAUGUGCCCAAAACCAAUCUUUCCUAUACCGCCCCCGACAAGAUGGAAGAUAGUGUUGUUAUUAAGUGUAAAAAUGCAGCUUGCAACGAUUCGAAUUUUCAUACUGUUAUCAAGUAUAUAAUUCCAAUCAAUGUACAAGAUCAUACUGGCACCAUUGGACUAACUCUUUUUGAUAGAGAAGCAAAAAGGCUGUUGGAUAUAAGUGCAUUCGAGUUGAAAAAAAUACAUGAAGCGGCCGGUGACAGUUUGCACCUAUUUCCAAAUCAAAUAAACGAUUUGAAAAACAGGAAGUUUGCCUUUCUUGUGGAUAUUACAUCAUACAAUGUGAUCAACUAUAACAAUAUCUACACCGUUGUCAAACUUACAAAGAUGUCUCCAUUGUUUCGGACUUGGAAAAGUGUUCAAUCAGUCUCCUUAAAUGAAGUACCACUGCAAUCAGAUGAUGUUGUUCAAACUGUUGAAAAGGAUGUCAUAUCACAAACAGAUGAGAGUUUUACUCCCGCAACAGUUGAUAAAUCAUCGGCAACAAGUCCAAUGAAAAUAUCAACUGAUUUGAAGCGCAGCCUCCAUGACAUUUAUGAUGUUGAUAGUGGAAUUGAUUUCAGUUCAACUAAAUCCAAAAGAAAAUCAAUGGGAGAUGGAAAUCCACUUUUAGUUCCAAAAGUGGAAAAGUGA